AUGAAUGCAACUGGUACUGUGGCUUCGUUGUCUGGAUUGAACAGUUCAAGGGAAUCGUCGAUUACAGUGGCUGUUAGGGUUAGACCAUUUACUCCUGGUGAAGAAAACAAUCUUGUAAAGUCAAAUAAUGAAGAAUUUUUUCUAGGAGAUGGAUCAUUGAGUACCAAUAACGCUGCAACUGAUACCCCAUCGAAGAAGUCUAAUUUGAUGCCCAGAGGUAUACGAAAAAUCAUAAAUGUUGUGGAUGAUAGAAUGUUGAUAUUUGAUCCACCGGAGACCAACCCAUUAAUACAGAUGCAGAGAAAUGCGUUCCCUAAUACCAAGGCCACUUCUAGGAUACGAGAACAUCGGUUUGUGUUUGACAAGUUAUUUGAUAUACAUGCAACGCAAGAAGACGUGUAUAACAACACUACUAGGCCCUUAUUAGAUAGUGUUUUGGAUGGCUUCAAUGCGACCGUAUUUGCGUAUGGCGCAACUGGUUGUGGUAAGACACAUACAAUUCUGGGCACACCUCUUGAUCCAGGGGUAAUCUUUUUGACAAUGAAGGAAUUGUACGAGAAAAUCGAGGCCCUAGCUGAUACUAAACUUUUUGAUGUUAGCAUGUCCUUUUUAGAGAUUUAUAAUGAGACGAUACGAGAUUUGCUCAAUCCAGAAACAAACUUCAAGCGACUUGUUUUACGAGAGGAUGCAAAUAAAAAAAUAUCUGUUUCCAAUUUACUGUCACAUAAACCAAAAUCUGUUGAAGAGGUUAUGGAUUUGAUACUUGUUGGUAACCAAAAUAGAACAAGUUCACCUACAGAAGCAAAUGCUACUUCGUCAAGAUCUCAUGCCGUACUUCAAAUCAAUGUAAUUCAAAGGAAUAGAACUGCGGAUAUAAGUGAAGAGCAUACUUAUGCUACUUUAUCAAUCAUUGACUUAGCUGGGAGUGAAAGAGCGGCUGCCACUAAGAAUCGAGGAGCGAGAUUGAAUGAAGGUGCAAAUAUCAAUAAAUCUUUGUUAGCAUUGGGCAACUGUAUAAAUGCAUUAUGUGAUCCGAGAAGAAGGAAUCAUGUUCCCUAUAGGGACUCCAAACUUACUAGAUUACUAAAAUUUUCAUUGGGUGGAAACUGCAAAACGGUGAUGAUUGUUUGUGUGUCUCCUCUGUCUCAGCAUUAUGAUGAAACACUAAAUACUUUGAAAUACGCAGAUCGAGCGAAGGAAAUCAAAACAAAACUUAUAAGAAAUCAACACAACCUUGAUAGACAUGUUGGCUCUUAUUUGAAAAUGAUUACUCAACAAAAACAAGAAAUCGAAGAUUUAAGAGCCAGGGAACUAAAAGUGGUUGAGCUGACUAUUGCAAAGCAAAAUAUAUUGAGCCAGAAAUGUCAUAAUGUUACCAUGGAUAAUAUAAGUAACUUGAAAGCAUCUUUAGCGAAGCAACAUCAAGAGAAAUGGAAGAAGUAUUUCUUUUUGGCUAAGAGGAAGUUAUUAUUAAUUCAAAAGCUCGAAAUGGAAGCCUUGGUAAAAUAUCUCCACAAAAUAGCCAAGGGCGGAAACAUCAACGGCUUCAAAAACAUUGUCAACUUGUCAGAACAAUUGAUUUCCAAAAUAACCACUGGCAUAUCUGACCUAGAGACCCAAUAUUCCCGACCCAAUGAAAUUGAUUAUAUUUUUAAUGAAUCCACGCUACAAAUGUUGAAGAAACUAAAAGAACAAGAGGGUUGGUCGAAUCAUAAUACUGUAGUGUUUGAUUCGUUAGUGGCAUGCCUAAGAGACUCGCUAGAAAGAGAAAUUUUAUUCAAUUCAUCUAUUUUGUUCGAUCACCUUGUCCACGAAAUACGAGGAUUUGAUUUUUUUCCUAAAAGUUUCAUAGACAUGUUGGCAGCUUAUUCCCACUCCGAAAAGGAAAAUAUUCAUGAAUAUACCACGGCCAGUGUGUCAAACGCAAUAAAUGGUCUUACUAAAACUUUAGAGGAAAUACUUGAUGGUGAGUAUGAUACUGUAAUUGAAAAUGUUACUUCGUCAUUCAUGCAAAGAAAAUUAAAAGAGCAAGAAAUGCAAGCAAAUAAAGUUAAUAACCAUACUCUUGAUCCAUCUAUAGCCAUGCCGAAACCUAGGGAUUGCAAACGAGGUUCCAAUUCACCCUUAAAAUCUUCUCCUCCGAGAGAUUUCAAGAAAUCUAUAACCAAGAAGAACGGAUCGAGUAUUUCACCAGCCAUGCUACAAAAGCAAGGUAAGAAAGUUCGUUGGGAUGUUCCUAAUCAAGAUUCAACGUUGGCUGAGAGUGAUGUAAGCAUAGACGAACAAAAUACCAUCCUCAAGAGUGAUUAUGACGAUGACUCGCCUAUAGGAAACAAUAUCAUUGAUAAGACAAAUAUGAUAGAUGAUUUGGACCUAAAAUUUGAUCCGACUCUUGAUUCACCCCCAUUGGCCCAACUACUCAAAGAUAACAUGAAUCGAAGUCUAAUGGCAGAUUUGAGCAAGGGUAGGAACAAACAUCGCAAAUUCCAGCCGCUAACCAAUCGUAAGUUAUCCGCGAAUGAAAAUAGCGAACCGUUAACCAAGCUCCCACUAUUAAAUAAACAGGCGAGCACCAAGAUAACCAAUUCAAUGCAAUCGGCUACGCCGAAUGAGAUGUCCGAAUCAACCCCAAACUAUCUUUCUGGGACUCAAACAAACACUAAGUUUAAAAUGAACUCGUUGGGGGCCCCAUCUAGAGUGAUCAAUAGAUAUAACACCUAUGUGGACGACGAGGAUUCUAGAGAUAUAGAGAGCAAUGGAUCGGAGAAAGUCGAGUAG
Messenger RNA from Debaryomyces tyrocola, 2778 nucleotides. The record is from the annotation of a GenBank genome assembly. Lineage: Eukaryota; Fungi; Ascomycota; Pichiomycetes; Serinales; Debaryomycetaceae.